AAACGAUAUAAGAGGCACAGCGUUGCUUUGUAAAAUAAAUUGUAUGGCAGCCUCGCUAUCCCAGACAUCAUAGUCCGUCGUGUUGCAUCACAGCCAAUUUCUGAAAAAGCUACAAAUAUGGCCUUUAGAAGUUUGUUUUCGAUGCCUGUGGUUAAGGCCGACGAUGAAGAGGAGUUGGUUGAUCCCCAAGCAGCAUUGAGGGAAAAAUGCCAAUCAAAGGGUCAUAUCGAGUCCUUGUACAAUAAAUACCAGGAGUGCAAUGAUCGUGUUAACGGGCGAUCCAAGACCACGGAGACGUGCAUGGAAGAGUUAUUUGACUAUGUUGCUGAACUGGAUCACUGCGUUGCACACAGUCUGUUCUCAAAACUGAAGUAAUUUAACAUGAAUACAGCAAGAUAAGCUUAUUCUUUGAAAAUAUUUGUUAACAAAUCAGUAGUUUAAUAAACGAUGCUUGUGAAUUCGUU
Drosophila obscura is the source of this 464-nucleotide messenger RNA. RefSeq names its product cytochrome b-c1 complex subunit 6, mitochondrial (gene UQCR-11). Gene Ontology annotation, biological process: mitochondrial electron transport, ubiquinol to cytochrome c. The transcript is spliced from 3 exons. The record is from RefSeq and is a predicted model, not a curated record. NCBI's taxonomy places the organism in Eukaryota, Metazoa, Arthropoda, Insecta, Diptera, Drosophilidae. Bases 118 to 375 code for a protein of 85 amino acids.